Cygnus atratus (black swan) is the source of this 1356-nucleotide messenger RNA. RefSeq names its product WD repeat domain 31 (gene WDR31). The coding region runs from base 310 to 1215 and encodes 301 amino acids. NCBI's taxonomy places the organism in Eukaryota, Metazoa, Chordata, Aves, Anseriformes, Anatidae. Gene Ontology annotation, molecular function: protein binding. The record is from RefSeq and is a predicted model, not a curated record. The transcript is spliced from 9 exons.
CGCCAAGGAGCAGCCGGCGCGGGGGGCCCGGCCCCGGUGAGCGAGCCUCGGCCCCGGCACCUCCUCAGGGAAGCGGCCCCCGGCUCGGUGCGGGCUCGGUGCGGGCUCUGCCCCGAGGUGUCCGCGCCCCGUCCCCGGGUUUGGCAGCGGGGUGAACGCGUGAGGCGUCCGUGGGAGCGCGGAGCCUGCCGCCAGCUGGCCUCGCCGCACAGGGAGCCGAGGGUCACGUCCCAGCAGCAAGCACCUGAGAUGAUGUAGUGAUGCUCAGUGCUGCUGGCCAUAGUUGAAGCCGUGCUCUUCAGCAGUGGGAUGGGGAAACUGCAGAGUAAAAUCAGCUUCCACAGCACCAAAUACAGGGCUGAUGGCUCCGUGGAAAAGACAGGACCUGGCAGAGGUGUUCAGCAGCACAACCCUGUGCACACCGAUGCAGUCACUUCUGUGGCUGCUCUCAAAGCAGACCUGUGUGUGUCAGGAGGAAAGGAUAAGAGCGUGGUUGUUUGUAACUGGAGAUCUGGAGCUGUGCUGAGGCGGUUCGUUGGCCACGAGCAUGAAGUCACCAAGGUCACCUGUGCCCUCGACUCAAAUAGAAUCUUCAGUGCAUCCCGGGACAAGACAGUAAUGAUGUGGGAGCUUCACAGGACUUCAGGGCCAAGCCAGCACUUCCCAGGACAUGACCUGGUUGUUACUGGACUGGCUGUGAGCCCAGACGCCACUCAGCUGUGCACAGGUUCGCGAGACAACACCGUUUGCAAGUGGGACAUAGAGACCGGAGGGUGUCUGGGCAGAGCUGCUGUCUCCAGGAACCUGGUAACACAUCUGUGCUGGGUUCCUGGGGAGCCCUACAUCAUCCAGACAUCAGAGGAUAAAACUGUCAAGAUGUGGGACAGCCGGGAGCUGCGGGUGGCACACACGUUUCCAGGCAAGCAGCACAUCCAGACGUGCUGCGACGUGAGCCAGGACGGGCGGUACGUCCUCAGCAGCAGCAGCGGCUUCGCUGGGGAGGGCUGCGAAGCAACCCUGUGGGACCUGCGGCAGACGAGGAGCCAAGUGCGUGAGUACAAAGGGCAUUUCCAGACCACAGCCUCAUGUGUCUUCUUUCCACGGGGCCCUGCUCUCGCCCCCAGCAUUGCCACAUCCUCGUACGACAGCAAAGUGAAGGUCUGGGACCAAGACACUGCAGGUAAGGGAGGGUGCUGCCCACUGACUGUGUGCUAGCUACCCUGGGAAAACAAAACUGCUUCCUUGGUUUCUGUCUCCCUGGGGUGAUGAGAACACACCUGUGUGUGCCUGUAACCUCUGGAUUUUAAUCAAAUGCAGCCACGGGGCAGGGUGGAGAUAAGCAGCAGAGCAACUGGU